Messenger RNA from Doryrhamphus excisus (bluestripe pipefish), 1557 nucleotides. It is a transcript of the gene fancf, whose product is annotated as FA complementation group F. NCBI's taxonomy places the organism in Eukaryota, Metazoa, Chordata, Actinopteri, Syngnathiformes, Syngnathidae. Gene Ontology annotation, biological process: interstrand cross-link repair. The record is from RefSeq and is a predicted model, not a curated record. Gene Ontology annotation, cellular component: Fanconi anaemia nuclear complex.
UGAAUUCGCCCAUGCAUGAUUGUAUCCCCUCUCUGUGUCACCAACUGGCAGUUAAAUUACAAACCUCAUGUCACUGUAACGUUAAUUACAUGGAAAAACAACAAUUAUAAACCGAUUUGGUUGUUGUUUGUCAAUGUUUCUCUGUUAAUGCGAUUUUCUGCACUUGUACUUAUCUGUUGCACAAAAGUAAACGAUUUAAAAUGCUGCUUUUAUUUUGAAGGUGUCAUGCCUGCCGCAUCGAGUGUGCCACUGAGCAUGCGCAGCAGUCCGAGCGGCACAAACAAAAGAAGAAAGUGGCAAAUGGAACUGGGAGUCAGAGCCCACCGAGGCUCCAGAGAAAGAGCGCCGCAUGGAGGCCGUGUUGAAGAACUUGUCGAACACUGUCGAGCUGCUGGCGGUGGCGGCGCGGAGCAGUGACGUCCAUCACUGGGACGGAAACACUCUUUCCCGGGCAUUUCAUUGGGCCUGCUACUGCGAGCACCUUUUCUCCAGGUUUCACCACAACCCCCAAAUAAGAGGGAUUAUGGAAACGAAAUUACAGCACACUAAUAACCGUUUGCGAGCUGUCUUUAGUGACUACUCUGAUGUGUCCUUUUUGGACCUGUCCCAAUGCCAGCACUUGUUGCUAAGAGGGCUCCUAAAAAACACUCACCUCCCUCUCUCCAUCAUGAAGAUACUCUUUGACACAAAAGCACCAGGACACAUUGAACCAGGAGAGUAUCCAGACAUCACAGGCCUUUGCAGUCACAUCAUUCAGAGCAAAUCUGCGUGCAAAAUCUUAAGUCCUCUAUUAGACAAGUCAGCCGUUGGUGCUGAUGCUCAGGUGCAGGCAGCCAUGUUGAUGGAGAGUCUGCAAGCUUUGCUUGACUGUGAUGGAGAAACUUGCCGGGCGCAGCGUUUUCUUGACUCUGUCCUCCAGGGAUGCAAAGAAACUGAACAUUUGUGUCUGGUCCUUGCUGCUGCUUUGCUGACGGGAGGAAACGCACACGCACAGGCUGCCUCAGUGGAUUUUCUCCUGGACCGGAUCCAGCAAACGCACGGUUUGCUGCAACACAUGUGCUUUACAUUGCCUUCUUCUAUUGUUAAAGACCUGGCUAAAGGACAUGUCAAAUUUAGAGAUGCCUAUUGUGCUGUUCUUAAAAAGGAGGCCAGCAAGAUGGAGUACUGCAUUGAUAAUGGCGAAUGGGUACAAAGCAGCGCAAGUCCUAAAGUGUCUUUUCAGGAAGUGACUGAGCACUUUGUGACCUUGCUUGAGGCAUGUCCAGCCUGGAGGAGCACCGUAGAAGAAGAGCUGAAGGAAUUGAAAUUAUCUGAUGGAGACUUUGAUGUCAGAGGACUGAGUGUAUGGGGGGACCUAUUAGCAGAAAUACAUAAACGUCAGUCACAAGUGGAUGGAUGAUGCUCUUCAUAUCUGUUAUAUUCAUUCAUAAAUGCUACAUUAUUAACAUCUUACAGCCUUUCUAUGACAGCCUUGAUAUUUCCUCUGCAAAAUCACAUUAAAUUAAUGUAAUGAGUUAGCUACAAAGAAUUGGAAAAUAAACCUAAUUUUAAAAAGUG